Rotaria sp. Silwood1 is the source of this 363-nucleotide messenger RNA. The record is from the annotation of a GenBank genome assembly. Lineage: Eukaryota; Metazoa; Rotifera; Eurotatoria; Philodinida; Philodinidae.
AUGCGAAAAGCGGUUUCUAUUGAAUCAAUGAAAUAUUCUACAAGAUCAUCGACACCAUGCAGUUGGCGAUUGCAUACUUCCAGAUUUUGGAGUAGAGGAAAUAGAGGUGGUCGAACAAAUAUCACGUAUCGCUUAAUUAUUGAAAUUGGACAUCCUAUGGCUCCAGGAAGUGGAAAUGUACCGUAUCAAUUCAAUCAAAUGGUACCUGAAUCAACAUCAUAUUUUCCACAACAAAACAAUAUGCCUUUUCCUCCACCAUACUAUGAUCAAUCUGCUGCAGGAUUUUGCUCUCAUUGUGGGGUGCCACGACAAAAUAUCACAGCAAAAUUUUGUUCAUCAUGUGGUCAACUAUUCAAUAUGUAA